AUGCGGCGGGUAGUAACCGGGCUGUGCACACUUCGACAGACCGUCACCGCCGGAGACGCGCUCGCACGGUUACCGAGGUGUGGGGUGGCUCGCAGGAACAUGUCGUCUCAAGCGACACGGCCCGUGUCCUUACUGGGAACCAUGGCGUUCGGCGGCCGAGCCGACGCCGAGCUGAGCCUGGAGAUGGCGCAGGCUUUCCUGGCCAGGGGACACAGCCGCGUGGACACGGCCCUCAUGUACGUGGACGGGAAGUCGGAGGCGGUCAUAGGCGGCAUGAAUCUCCCCAACACAGUGAGCAUAGCUACCAAGGCCAACCCCUGGGAUGGGAAGACGCUGAAGCCAGAGAGUGUGCGCUCCCAGCUGGAAACCUCCCUUCAGAGGCUGCGCACUGAUUGUGUGGACCUGUUCUACCUCCAUGCCCCGGACCACCAGACCCCCAUCCAGGAUACUCUCAGGGCCUGUAAUGAUCUGCACAAAGAGGGAAAAUUCAAGGAGUAUGGCCUGUCGAACUAUGCAUCGUGGGAAGUGGCUGAAAUUGUGUGCAUCUGCAGACACAACAACUGGAUCAUUCCCACCGUGUAUCAGGGGAUGUACAAUGCCACUACAAGACAGGUGGAGACAGAGCUGCUGCCAUGUCUGAGAUACCACGGAAUGAGAUUCUACGCAUACAAUCCUCUAGCAGGUGGCCUUCUGACAGGAAAGUAUCAUUAUCAGGACAAAGAUGGCUCCCAGCCUGCAGGACGAUUCUUUGGCAACAACUGGGCUGCAGCAUAUCGGGACAGAUACUGGAAGGAAAGUAAUUUCCAGGCCAUAGAUGUGGUUCUCAAGGCCUUGGAGACAGCGUACGGCUCAGAAAAACCUACCCUGACCUCUGCUGCUAUGCGCUGGAUGUACCACCACUCCCAACUAAAGGGGGAUCUUGGAGAUGGAGUCAUCAUUGGCAUGUCAAGCAUGGAGCAACUUCAGCAGAACUUGGAUGCAGCGGAGGAGGGUCCUCUGGAUGAGAGAGUGGUAGCUGCCUUCAACGAAGCCUGGAAUCUUGUGGCCCACGAGUGUCCAAACUACUUCCGAUGAGGACCCUCACUUUAACGUAGAGCAGAAAUCUUGACUACAGUCUAAUUAAAUCUCAUUCAAAUUUUUGUGUUAAAGUGUAAGAGCACUUAAUUGAUAAUGUAUAAAUGUAAAAAUCACAAGAUAUUUUUUUUAGGAGAAAUAGCCUUUUCUUGAGCCUGCCUUAAUUAAACUGUUACAAUAAAAAAAAAUUAAAAAAAU
Scophthalmus maximus (turbot) is the source of this 1272-nucleotide messenger RNA. It is a transcript of the gene akr7a3, whose product is annotated as aldo-keto reductase family 7, member A3 (aflatoxin aldehyde reductase). Lineage: Eukaryota; Metazoa; Chordata; Actinopteri; Pleuronectiformes; Scophthalmidae. The coding region runs from base 1 to 1074 and encodes 357 amino acids. The record is from RefSeq and is a predicted model, not a curated record. The transcript is spliced from 7 exons.